UAUAUUCACUCUUCCUAAUUUGACUGAUGUUUGUGUCAUAUUAUUUAAGAUGUAUAUCGAUGAUGGAGCUACCUUUUUCGGAGCUUUUGUUUGGUUGACUCCGGGAGAGUGUGCGUGGUUUAUGUGGAUUUGAUGGGAUUACAGUGUCUUGAUUUUUUGUUUGUAUGUCCAAAUCACAUCGGGUGUGUGCUAAGGAGCAUCUGAUGAACACAGAGCCAAAUAAAUAAAAGGAUUAGUCAUGAAGUUUAUGAAACUCGGAUCUCGGCCAGAUACUUUCUAUACUACUGAGGCUGUAAGGUCAGUCAACUCUGAAGUCUCUAGUGAUCUUAUAAUUCAGGUGAAUGGAAGCAAAUACUUGCUUCACAAGUUUCCUGUUUUGUCCAAGUGCUUGCGCCUGCAGAGGCUGUGCUCUGAAUCUCCUGAAUCCUCACAAAAUCAAAUAUUCCAACUUCCCGAUUUCCCUGGUGGCGUUGAAGCAUUUGAACUAUGUGCAAAGUUUUGCUAUGGUAUUACAAUCACACUCAGUUCCUACAACAUUGUAUCUGCUCGGUGUGCUGCUGAGUAUCUGCAGAUGACAGAGGAUGUUGAGAAGGGGAACCUAAUAUACAAGCUGGAAGUUUUCUUCAAUUCCUGCAUUCUUCACGGGUGGAAGGAUUCCAUUGUGACCUUACAAAGCGCAAAAGCCUUUUAUUUGUGGUCAGAAGACCUUGCAAUAACAAGCAGAUGCAUUGAAGCAAUUGCUGCUAAAGUCUUAAGUCACCCCUCGAAGGUUAGUUUGUCGCAUAGCUAUUCCCGGCGGGGGAGGGACGAUAUAUCAUGCAACGGUGAGAGUCAGAGAUAUAAACCAGAAACCAUGGGUUGGUGGGCAGAAGAUAUAGCAGAAUUGGGCAUAGACCUUUAUUGGAGAACCAUGAUAGCAAUUAAAUCUUGUGGAAAGGUACCGUCUAAUCUUCUGGGAGAUGCAUUGAGAAUCUAUGCCUCCAAAUGGCUGCCCAAUAUAUCAAGGGAUGGGUUUGUGAAUAAGGAAGCAGCGUCAGACUCUGAUUCAGACUCAAUUGUUGGGGUAACAUCAAAGCAUAAGCUGAUCUUGGAAUCAAUAGUAAGCUUACUCCCAGCAGAAAAGGGUGCUGCUUCUUCUGGUUUCCUACUUAAACUCUUGAAGGCAGCCAACAUCCUAAAUGCUUCUUCUUCUUUAAAGAUGGAAUUGGCCAGAAGAGUGGGUCUUCAGUUAGAUGAAGCAAGAGUCAGUGAUCUGUUAAUACCCUCUCUAUCAUAUUCGAAUGAUACACUAUAUGAUGUAGACAUAGUCAUGACCAUAUUGGAGCAGUUCAAGUUACAAGGACAGAGCCCCCCAACUAGUCCACCAAGAUCAAAGCUGAAAAUUGAAAGGAGAAGGUCUCGGUCUGCAGAAAAUAUUGAAUUUGAGUUCCAGGAGAGUAGGAGGUCCUCUUCAGCUUCUCAUAGCUCAAAACUGAAGGUGGCAAAGCUGGUAGAUGGGUAUCUUCAAGAGAUUGCUCGGGAUGUGAGUUUGCCUUUAUCAAAGUUUAUUGCAAUAUCUGAAGCCAUUCCCCACUUUGCAAGGCUGGACCAUGAUGAUCUCUACAGAGCAAUUGACAUUUAUCUCAAGGCUCAUCCAGAUCUCAACAAGAGCGACAGGAAAAGGUUGUGUCGAAUCCUAGACUGCAAAAAGCUAUCAAUGGAGGCGUGCAUGCACGCUGCACAAAAUGAGCUACUCCCCUUGAGAGUGAUAGUACAAGUUCUUUUCUUUGAGCAAGCUCGGGCAGCCAUGGCUGGUGGUAAAGUGACUGAGCUGCCUAGCAAUAUUAAGGCACUCUUGGCCACACAAGGAAUUGAUCCAUCAAGGCCUCCAGCACCAUUAAGUACCACUACUACCAUUCCAGCUGAGGACCAGUGGAGCGUCUCUGGCCUUAAAUCACCAAAGUCAAGCAUGUCAACUUUAAGGAUGAAGCUGGCCGAGGAUGAUGACUUGGAUGACCAUGACAUUAGCAGAAAUGCUAGGCUUAAGACUCCCUCUGCUCUUCCUAACAGACCCAAAAGGAUGUUAAGUAAGUUGUGGUCCAUCAACAAAAGUACUAGUGAAAAGAACUGAGUGAUUUUUGUUUAUUUUGCGCUUGGAGAUGGUUAAUUUAAGGAGGUAAAAUAUACUCUAGUUCUUCUUUUGUUCUGCACAAUGCCUUGUAAUUUUGAGGGAAAACCACUUGAGAUUCUUAAUGGGCAUUGCAAUCUAUUGGAAUAAGAAACAAUAUUAUCAAGA
Messenger RNA from Juglans microcarpa x Juglans regia, 2275 nucleotides. Its product is annotated as BTB/POZ domain-containing protein At1g67900-like. Lineage: Eukaryota; Viridiplantae; Streptophyta; Magnoliopsida; Fagales; Juglandaceae. The record is from RefSeq and is a predicted model, not a curated record. The transcript has 5 exons. Bases 239 to 2110 code for a protein of 623 amino acids.